UUCAGCAGGAUCUAAGAAAAUCGAAUCUAACGGAGGACACAGUAGCGUUGGAUUGAAGCCCUGUUAGAAGAAAAAAGAGGAAGGAAAAAUCACGCUUUCCCUUCCAUCCAAAGCCUCCCUGUACGGCUUGUUUGCACUUUCCUCUCCCUCUUCGCUUCGCUGCUCGAAACCUACUCGAGAUUCUCUCCGUCUCUGCGACCCACCAAGAAUCCCCGACCCUCUUCGCCAUCAUCAAUGGCUUUGCCGAAUCAACCGAUGUUCGAUGACCCGAGGUUCAAGCUUCUCAUCGUUGGCGAUAAGGGCACUGGCAAAACGACUUUUCUGAAGAGACUUAUUCCUGAGGAGUUUGAAAACAAAUAUGAGCCAACUACUGACGUCGAAGUCCAUUCUCUGGAUUUCUUGACAAACCGGGGGACGAUCUGUUUUGACUGCUGGGAUACUCCAGGGCAGGGUCUAAGAGAUGAAUAUUACAUUCGUGGCCAUUGUGCAAUUAUCAUGUUCGAUGUCACUGCUGGAUCGACAUACAUGAACGUUCCUGGAUGGCAUCGCGAUCUCUGCAGGGUCUGUGAGAAUAUGCCCAUUGUUCUCUGUGGGAACAAGGUAGAUGUGAAGAAUAGGCAAGUUGAAGCAAAGCAGGUUACGUUCCAGCGGAAGAAGAAUCUGCAGUACUAUGAAAUUUCUGCAAAGAGCAAGUACAACCUUGAGAAACCCUUCCUCUACCUGGCCAGAAAACUUGCUGGGGAUCCAAAUCUGCACUUUGUUGAGUCUCCUGCUCUUGUUCCUCCAGAAGUGCACAUCGACUUUGCCCCACAGCAGCAGCAUGAGGCAGAACUUGCGGAAGCAGCUAUUCAGCCACUUCCCGAUGGCGCUAGAAAAGCAGUUUUCAGGUUUGGAGACAGUAAUGAGCAUUCGAGACGGCAGGUGGUUUCAGCCUGCAUCCUUGCGAUUUUGGAGUUCUACAUCGGGGAUGGGAGAUGUUUUCACUUUUUCGGUUUUGCUAAAUUACAUAAUUGUUUCCGCUUGAUUUAUCAAAUUGACCUCAAUUUCGGCAAACAUGUAUUGAUAGUUAACAGCAUACAUAUUUUUUUAGACAAUUGCGGUACAUGGAUGCUGUCGAGGGUGUUAAAUAGGCAGGUCGGUUCGAAGAUGUUCCAACCUAAAUUAAUUCAUUUAAUUUGUGUUGAUCCAUUCUUUUAUAAUACAAUUUUGAUAAUUUGUACUCAGACCCGAUUUAUAUUGCUGUGA
Messenger RNA from Eucalyptus grandis, 1245 nucleotides. Its product is annotated as GTP-binding nuclear protein Ran1A. The transcript has 8 exons. The record is from RefSeq and is a predicted model, not a curated record. Gene Ontology annotation, cellular component: cytoplasm; nucleus. Bases 235 to 1245 code for a protein of 336 amino acids. Gene Ontology annotation, biological process: protein import into nucleus; ribosomal subunit export from nucleus. Lineage: Eukaryota; Viridiplantae; Streptophyta; Magnoliopsida; Myrtales; Myrtaceae. Gene Ontology annotation, molecular function: GTPase activity; GTP binding.